GAGACCCGUAGGCAGGGGCUGGGGAUAAAUGCUAAAUUCAAGCUGAGACGCACAGAACUGGAUAACCAGUUCGUGGCACUUGGAGAAGAGGAGAGCGGACCCCAAAUCUCCAUGCCCCCGAGCUCUCCUGGCUCCUCAAGAGCUCGGACAGCACAGGGAGGCGGCAUGUGAGUCUGAAGUUUUGGAGUUCCAAGGCCCUACAGACCCACGUCCUGUGGAGGUGUGACUCGGAGCACCAACUGCAAAGUGUGGCGACUGGUCCUCGCCUCGGGGAGGAAGCCGUGUACUCUCAACCGAGGCCGCCGCCUCCACUUGGGCUCCGAGGAGUUCUUCGCCACUGCCGCAGACCUAUUUCCGAGGCGGGGAGUCUUCGUUUUUUUAUGAGCUUGGGAACUUGGAGCGGACCCUUGUCCACCCCCUCGGUUGGGGGCGUACCCGGAAGUGCUCCUACGGAGGCUCGCGAGGCCGCGCGAGGCUCUUCACCAUGGCGACGGCUGGGGUCCCUCAGCGCUUCUGCCGCUGCGCCUGCUUCUGCUCGGAGAACUUGUACUUGCCGCGCUACGGCCUGCACGUGCGCUUCCGGGGCGAGCAGCAGCUUCGCCGGGACUACGGCGCGGUGCUGCGCAGCAGAGGCUGUGUCAGCCCACAGGACUUCCAGCAGCUGUUAGAAGAGCUGCAGCAGGAGGUUGAGCGGCGGCAGCGGCUGGGGCAGGAAUCGGCUGCCAGGAAAGCCUUCAUCGCCAGCUCCUACCACCCAGCAAGGCCUGACAUCUAUCAUUCACUGCAGGAAGGGUCCCUGGCCUCUGAGUUUCUGGCUGCGACCGAGUAUAGCACAUCGCCAGGUGCAAACCUCCAGGGCCUUCUUCAGCGGCUGGAGACUGUAUCAGAGGAGAAGCGUAUCUACCGGCUGCCAGUGUUCACGGCGCCCUUCUGCCAGGCCUUGUUGGAAGAGCUGGAGCAUUUUGAGCAGUCGGAUAUGCCCAAGGGACGACCUAACACCAUGAACAACUAUGGGGUGCUGCUUCAUGAACUGGGCCUGGAUGAGCCACUGGUGACACCGCUGCGGGAGCACUUCCUCCAGCCACUAACGGCCCUGCUCUACCCGGACAGUGGGGGUGGCCGGCUGGACAGCCACCGUGCCUUCGUGGUCAAAUAUGCACCACACCAGGACCGUGAACUGGGCUGUCACUAUGAUAAUGCCGAGCUCACCCUCAACGUGGCCCUGGGCAAGGCCUUCACGGGGGGCUCCCUCUACUUCGGGGGCUACUUCCAGGCACCUUCAGCCCUGGCCAAGCCCCUGGAGGUGGAGCAUGUGGUUGGCCAGGGUGUCCUUCACCGAGGUGGCCAGCUGCAUGGGGCCCGGACCCUGAGUACUGGUGAGCGCUGGAACCUCGUGGUCUGGCUCCGGGCCUCUGCGGUGCGCAACCAUCUCUGUCCCAUGUGCUGCCAAAAGCCUGAGCUGGUGGAUGAUGAAGGCACUGGAGAUGGCUUCACCCGGGAGGAGCCUGCCAUGGUGGAUGUGUGUGCACUGACUUGAAUCUGGUGGAAACCAGGGUGGGUGGUGCAGUAGGCAAGGGUUCUGCCCCCCCCCCCCUUGAGUCAGUUAGGGCAGAAAUAAAACUACCUGUAGCCCCUGGCACUUAGUUCAGAAGGACACACAAUCUUAUGGGUCAUUCUUACAGCAGACAGGCAGGCUUAGGUUGGGCAGGUUCGAAGUGGAGCCUGAGAUGAGGAUUCUUUGUGAAUGGGUCAUGGAGGGAAUAUCCUCAGGGAAGGGGCAGGGCUGAGAUGUGCUUGCCCCACCUCCACCCCCAGUUACUGGCUGGGAUGUGUGUUGGGGUGGGACAAGUGUGUGUGUGGUGGUGAGUAUGAACUUCCCAGGCACCUAUCUCCACGGCAAGAUGGCUCUGAUCUCCAAGGGAAGCUUCCUGGGGAGUAUGGUGUGAGCUAUCCACAGUGGCCUGAGCUGGGGAGAAAGCACCUGUGCAAAGGGACCUGAGUGGCCACCAGGUGUCUUAUCCAGGAGUUAAGAGCAGAGACUGGGUGGCCACUUGACCAGCUUGCUUCAGUUUGCUCUGCACUCCUAGAUUUGUUGGGUGAUUCAGAUGAGGAAAUGUGAAUAAAGUGUUUAUUAAGGGGUUUGUUUGCUGCUGCGUUGUCGUUACUGAGGAGUCUGUGAGGGCUGCAGCUGUGCUCUGUCUGGUUGCACUUUUGCAAAGCAGGGAUUUCCUUAUUGAAACCUUGACCUCCGGCUUCUCUGGGAAGAGGAGUUCUGGAAACACCAGGCCCCAUCCCACCUGGCAGAGAUUGGCUCAGCCGCCAACUUGGGACAGGCCCGCAGCCCACUCCCCAGCAGGGUCCCUUCGUGCUCUUGCCAUGGUCUCUGCUGCUUGUGUGGACAUAUGAGGGUAUCUUCUGUAUUCACGGUGCGGACCGGGGCAUGUCAACCUGGAGGGAAAGGGGCGCGCAAGCGGGUGAUCAUCUCCCAGAUCAUUAGGCUUCGGGUGUGUCUGACGUGCAGCCCUGGAAGAGAGCCUUCGUGGGAGUUGGGCAAGGCGGAUUCUGUUUUUAUCCCAGUGUGGGAGUCACGGAACCUGGGGCUCAGAACUAAAGACAGCGGCACCUUGCUCCCCAGCCGGACCGCCUUCCAGAGCACCACCCAGGCCGGAAGUCUCACAGCCACCGCUUCCUCACGAGA
Molecule: messenger RNA, 2698 nt
Organism: Condylura cristata (star-nosed mole)
Lineage: Eukaryota; Metazoa; Chordata; Mammalia; Eulipotyphla; Talpidae
Product: 2-oxoglutarate and iron-dependent oxygenase domain-containing protein 2
Exons: 7
Coding region: 485-1537 (350 amino acids)
Molecular function (GO): oxidoreductase activity, acting on paired donors, with incorporation or reduction of molecular oxygen; L-ascorbic acid binding; iron ion binding
Source: RefSeq, a predicted model, not a curated record